Molecule: messenger RNA, 1047 nt
Organism: Pyrenophora tritici-repentis Pt-1C-BFP
Lineage: Eukaryota; Fungi; Ascomycota; Dothideomycetes; Pleosporales; Pleosporaceae
Source: RefSeq, a predicted model, not a curated record
AUGCCUACCCCGAUCGCGAUCCCGCCAUACUCUGACAAAUGCGCCAUCUACUUGGGACCGGUCAUCUCAUUCGGAGUCAUCGCGUUCUUCCUCGUUGUCGCGCGUAUAUACACACGCCUUAAUAGAACAGGGAAAUUACAACUCGAUGACUGGCUCAUUCUCUUCGCAGAGCCACUGUCUCUCACUGGCAUAUGCCUUGCCAUUGCAGCGACCACUUACGAAUGGGGCCAACCAGCAGCAUAUUUUACACCCAAAGAUCUGACAAUAACUCUCAGACUACAAUUCGCGCUCCAAACCGUAUGGCUCUUAACACUAUGGCUGGUGCGCCUGUCUGUCGCGUGCUCACUGCUACGUUUUGGAACUGAGAGGGUAUGGCGAUGGCCAUUAUACUCCGUCAUGGGUCUUCAGACUCUGAUAUCCGGAGCCUAUGUAGUGAUUCAGUUUGCGCAAUGCAAUCCUAUUAGCGCCAACUGGAAUACGGGUAUCGCUUCCAAGUGCUGGAAUCUACGUCCGAUCAUCACCCUCGGAUGGAUCAUAGCUGGCGUCUACAUAGCAAUGGACCUGAUGCUGUCACUCAUGCCCAUCCGCCUAAUUCGAACUCUCAAUCGAUCGACAUCGGAAAAGAUACUCAUCGGCGUGCUCAUGGCCCUCGGUCUUCUCGCUACCACUAUCAAUUGCGCCAAAAUGACGACUUUCAGUUCCUUUGGCAAGGGCGACGUCAUGCAGGCUACAAUCCUGCCUUCCAUGUGGGCCAAGCUAGAAGAAGAAGUCGGCAUCAUCGCCACCUCACUCCCAUGGCUCAAAAGCCCUGUAGAGAACUGGCUGAAAAAGAUGGACUUGCUGAAGGAGCACCAGUUGACGAGACCGAGCGUCGUCGCGGAUCUGAGUCUACCGGCAGAUAGGGAUGACAGCAGUGACAGAGAUAUAGAGAGUGCUGGGGUAAUAAAAGCAAACUUUAGGUUCGAUUCUGCGGCUGUUCUUGGAACAAAGGGCUCAAGUACAAGCUUAAUCAACACCCAGAGAAAUAACUUCGGGGAUGUUGUCUGA